GACGACUGGUCCAACCGUCGCGAUCGUUACACUUGUGCAAUCUGCCAUGGACCCUGCGGCUGCGCAAGAUAAAGCCGCCCGACCGAACCAGCAAGACGAUGGGGAGGCCGCCCCCGACACGAUUGGAACGCUGGCAACAACCCAGACUAAAACAAAACUCAACAAAAUGAUGAGUGCGUUUGCGUCGUUCGACGACAACAUGCGCAUUGGCACACGGCAACGACGGGAGCGAGAUGAGCAUCGCCUCGCCGAAAUGCGCGCCGACAUGUCCCGGCUCGAGAAGGCGCUGAAUGCAGAAACCAAACGACGGUUCGAAAUGAACAAGUCCCUUCAAGCGUUGUGUGACGACAGUGUUGCUGCCAUGACGGCCAAGUUUGACGCGCUUCUGGCCGACUGGAUGGCCAAAGUCGACGGACGACUGCAAGCACUUGCCGAUAAAAUCCAGGCCCUUGAAGCCCAGUUCGAGUACGAAAAAGUGCACAUUCCACAAGUGAUUGAAGCCCGAACAAACGAGCUAACAGCCAAGCUGAGCAACUUUAUGGACGCGUUCGAAGCCGAACGGACGCGGCGGCUGGAGCGGGAAGCCGAGAUUCUGAAGCGACUGUCGGACCACGAACAGCUCGUCGCCGACCAGUUCUCCAAAGAGCGGCGCGACCGCGAAGUCAAGGCAACGGAGCUCAAGGAAUCCCUCGACAUGUACACCAAGACGCGGCUGCGGGGGGACGGCAAGUUCCAGCACUUGGCACAAGAAGAAAUCGCCAAGAUCCAAAACCUCCUUGUCCAGGAGUCCCAAACACGGGAGCGUGAAGACGACGAGAUCAUUGAUGCGCUCAACCGCUACACCGCAAAGCUACAAGACAGCCUCAAGUUAAUCAAUAGCACUGAAGCCUAGCCUCUAGACUCGCAGACUCCCGUCGUCCUAGAAUCCAUACAUCCCGCACCUCUGCCGACACUCUUCCCUCGAACAGUAUACGGAGCUACUUGUCGUUUUCGUGGUUUGAAUCGCGGUGA
Molecule: messenger RNA, 1011 nt
Organism: Aphanomyces invadans
Lineage: Eukaryota; Oomycota; Saprolegniomycetes; Saprolegniales; Verrucalvaceae
Exons: 3
Coding region: 47-892 (281 amino acids)
Molecular function (GO): structural constituent of cytoskeleton
Source: RefSeq, a predicted model, not a curated record